This is a messenger RNA of Lepus europaeus (European hare), 2762 nucleotides long. RefSeq names its product dual specificity phosphatase 7 (gene DUSP7). Gene Ontology annotation, cellular component: cytosol; cytoplasm. The record is from RefSeq and is a predicted model, not a curated record. The transcript has 3 exons. Gene Ontology annotation, molecular function: MAP kinase tyrosine/serine/threonine phosphatase activity; protein tyrosine/threonine phosphatase activity. Bases 1 to 1266 code for a protein of 421 amino acids. Gene Ontology annotation, biological process: negative regulation of MAPK cascade; protein dephosphorylation. NCBI's taxonomy places the organism in Eukaryota, Metazoa, Chordata, Mammalia, Lagomorpha, Leporidae.
AUGAAAAACCAGGUCCGCGGCCCCCCAGCGCGGUCGCACAUGUCGGCUUCGGGGGCGGCGGCGGCGGCGGCUGGGGGUACCCGGGCGGGGUCGGAGCCCGGCGCGGGGUCUGGGGCCGGCGCGGGCACCGGGGCGGGCCCGGCGACGGGAGCGGGAGCCAUGCCCUGCAAGAGCGCCGAGUGGCUGCAGGAGGAGCUGGAGGCGCGCGGCGGCGCGUCCCUGCUGCUGCUCGACUGCCGGCCGCACGAGCUCUUCGAGUCGUCGCACAUCGAGACGGCCAUCAACCUGGCCAUCCCGGGCCUCAUGCUGCGCCGCCUGCGCAAGGGCAACCUGCCCAUCCGCUCCAUCAUCCCCAACCACGCCGACAAGGAGCGCUUCGCCACGCGCUGCAAGGCGGCCACCGUGCUGCUCUACGACGAAGCCACGGCCGAGUGGCAGCCGGAGCCCGGCGCCCCCGCCUCGGUGCUCGGCCUGCUCCUGCAGAAGCUGCGCGACGACGGCUGCCAGGCCUACUACCUCCAAGGUGGUUUCAACAAGUUCCAGACUGAGUACUCGGAGCACUGCGAGACCCACGUGGACAGCUCGUCCUCGCCGAGCGGCUCGCCGCCCACCUCCGUGCUGGGUCUGGGGGGCCUGCGCAUCAGCUCUGACUGCUCGGAUGGCGAGUCGGACCGGGAGCUGCCCAGCAGUGCCACCGAGUCGGACGGCAGCCCCGUGCCGUCCAGCCAGCCAGCCUUCCCCGUCCAGAUCUUGCCCUACCUCUACCUCGGCUGCGCCAAGGACUCCACCAACCUGGACGUGCUCGGCAAGUACGGCAUCAAGUACAUCCUCAACGUCACGCCCAACCUGCCCAACGCCUUCGAGCACGGCGGGGAGUUCACCUACAAGCAGAUCCCCAUCUCCGACCACUGGAGCCAGAACCUCUCCCAGUUCUUCCCUGAGGCCAUCAGCUUCAUCGACGAGGCCCGCUCCAAGAAGUGUGGUGUCCUGGUGCACUGCCUGGCGGGCAUUAGCCGCUCGGUAACGGUCACCGUGGCCUACCUGAUGCAGAAGAUGAACCUGUCGCUCAAUGACGCCUAUGACUUCGUCAAGAGGAAAAAGUCCAACAUCUCGCCCAACUUCAACUUCAUGGGGCAGCUGCUGGACUUUGAGCGGACGCUGGGGCUAAGCAGCCCGUGCGACAACCACGCGCCCAGCGAGCAGCUCUACUUCUCCACGCCCACCAACCACAACCUGUUCCCGCUCAACACGCUCGAGUCCACGUGAGACUGCGUGCGCGGGUGUGCACGGCUCAGUGCCCCUCCCAGCCCGCGCCGGGGCCAAGUGGGAGGGCCCAAGCCUGCUGGCCCUGGCCUGAGGAACACAUAGACGCCACCCAUGCCUGGGUCCCAGGCGGAGGCCUGCCUCUCGGGACUUGUCAGGGGCCUGCAGAGCUCAGACAUGGCCUGGGCGACGCCGGGGCCUCUUGGGCCCAGAGCACCUUUGUGCUGCCGGCCUGGCCGCUGGGGCUGGUUUUUAAAGACGCAUCGCGGCUCUGAGUUUACUCCACACUUGGGGCACGUGAAUCCGAGCUCCCUGGAGCACAGAGAAUGUGCGAGCUCUUCUUGAUUUCUCUUUUUUUUUUAAUGGGAAGUAUUAUUUUCAGGCUGCACGCAGCAGUGGAUUGUUAUCAACCAGUAUUUGAUCCCUUUCCUGGUCCUGCGAGAGAGAGAGAAGCGUUCUCAGUUUCGUUCUCCCCACUUCAAAAAAGCAUUAUCGGUGUGUUUCACUUCCGUUUUCCAAUGGGAAAGGCAAACCCUGCGUGGAUCUUGACCAAAUGCAUUUUGCACAUGUGUGAAGCCUCCGUUUCGUCGGCAGACCCUGCGGGUUGUGGUUGGUGGCCUGCACCGGGGGUCUCGGCGUACUCUGUGCUCCCAGUGCCCCUCUGGAGGUCCCUGCCUGAGGCAGAAGGUGGGGGGCCCUGCUGCUGUCCUGGCGGAGUGGCACCCCAGGGGACUGCCAAGCCGUAGCAUUAGCCCUCUGGGCUCAGCUCCCGGGAGCUCCGAGCCGGGGCCCUCUUGUACACACGACCCCUCCUGUCUCUUCCUCUCUCGCUGGGUGUGGGGGAGGGCAGCCCCGCCUCUCACCCCAAGGACGCCUGCCCUGCCCUUUGCUUGUCCCAUGCCUUCUGCCACCAGGAAACCUGCACCCAUUUCAGUCCCAGGGCAGAGGCAGGCAGGGCACGGGUGGAUGAGUGGCAGGGGCGUAGGCUCUGUCCGUCCCACCCCAGUCCCCACAGAACAAAGCCACGGAUUCCGUUACUCCCCUCCAGUUUUGUUCCUUUUUCAACCUCGGUUCCGCCCAGCAUCAGGACUGCAUGGGAGCUGGGGUCCCUGCUGGAGCCAGCACUCGGCGCGGGAGCCAGGCCACGGAAACUGCACCCCUACCACGUCUUACCUCACGGGGGUGCUCUUCAGGGAUGCUCUCGGGCAGCGGGUUCAAAUCUUGCCACAGUCGAGAAAUUGACAAAAAGCUCCCGCGCUGUACAUGGUUCUCUUUCUCUCUCUCUCUCUCUCUCUCUCUUUCUCUCUCUCUCUCUCUCUGAUUUUUAACACGACAAACUCAGAACGAUGCAUCAGAUUUGUGUGAGCGAGGGCGUGCCCGAGGGUGGCAAGUUUCGCUUUCUGACCGUAUGAAGGAAGAUUUGUGACCCUACGUACACACACACAUACACACACACAGACAUAUAUAACUCCCGAGCCAGCAACGGGAGUUUGUUUAUA